UCAUAAAUUUUCGACUGAAGAUAUUGGCACUCUAUCUUGUAUCAAGUCAAGAACUUGAUAUCUUCCUGAAGUGCAACAAAUGAUAUACUGAUAUAUCUAUUUAAUGAUAUGUGGAGGACAGUAACUGGUGUAGAGAACGUGGUGAAUCAUGUAUUUCUCCUCUUAGAAGCAAGAGAGCAUCUAUUUAUAUCUAUCCUUUCUUUUGUUGAUAUUCUGUUAGGCUGAUGUAUGCCAUGCCUACCAAGUCAUGAAAAAUGGUGGUCUUCGAGAUGAAAAUAUCGUUGUUUUCAUGUACGAUGAUAUUGCAUAUAAUGAGGAAAAUCCCAGACAAGGAAUUAUAAUUAACCGUCCUGAGGGGGAUGAUCUGUAUGCUGGAGUUCCCAAGGAUUAUGUAGGAGAUAAUGUUAAUGUUGACAAUUUUUUUGCUGUUCUCCUUGGAGAUAAAAAGGCUGUAUCUGGUGGCAGUGGGAAAGUUGUUGAUAGUGGACCUAAUGAUCAUAUAUUCAUAUUUUAUUCAGACCAUGGUGGCCCAGGAGUUCUGGGCAUGCCUACAUAUCCUUAUCUUUAUGCGGAUGAUUUAAUCUCUGUUUUAAAGAAAAAGCAUGCCUCCAAUUCCUACAAAAGCAUGGUCAUCUAUAUUGAGGCUUGUGAAUCU
Messenger RNA from Phalaenopsis equestris, 655 nucleotides. Its product is annotated as vacuolar-processing enzyme-like. The record is from RefSeq and is a predicted model, not a curated record. The annotation marks the transcript as partial. Gene Ontology annotation, biological process: vacuolar protein processing. Lineage: Eukaryota; Viridiplantae; Streptophyta; Magnoliopsida; Asparagales; Orchidaceae. The transcript has 4 exons. Gene Ontology annotation, molecular function: cysteine-type endopeptidase activity.